CUCUAGUCACGGUCCGCCGAGACGUUGCGAUUAAUUCAGAGCGUCUCGCGAUUAAGAUUUUCAAAAUGGCAGCUUCCAUUACUUUCUUUCGGUAGACCAAAAAUGAUUUGUAUAUAGAAGUAGAGUAAGGUAAAAAAAAAGAUGGGCGACAUAGACUUUGAAGAACAGCUUGAAUUGGAAAGACUUGAACAUGAACGCAAAGUCAAACUUGAGAAAGAUAAUAAAGGGGAGAGAGUUGAUCCCGAUGGAACAGUCUAUGAGUGGGACACUGAGAAGAAAGCAUGGUUUCCAAAAAUAGAUUCUGAUUUCAUAGCCCAGUACCAAAUGAACUAUGGAGAUGAAGGGGCACCAGAAGGGGAUGGUAAAAAAAGUGCUGAUGAGAAAUACUACAAUUACUACCAGAAUUAUAACGAGGCUCAGUUACAACAUCAGGAGUGGAUGAACAAGCAGAGGAAAGAGUCGCAGGCCGAGGAGGAAUCUCAUGAAGAAACUCUACAGAAACUGGAGAGCCUGGAAAACAGAAUGCAAGAACAAGGAGAUUCAUCCGAACAACAUCAUGAUUCUAAAGAAGACAUGGAGAAGUAUACAGAAGAGCAGAAGAAAGAGUACAAUGAAUAUUGGUCGUACUAUUAUAGUACAGACUAUCAUGAUUACUAUGCUGACUGUUUAGCCCAGUACGCCAGUCAGGAAUCAAGUCAGGCAGCAGGCAAGGAAGAUGAGAAGGGAAGUAAAGAGGCAGACGAUAAGAAAAAAGGAAAAAAGAGGAAAGUAAAUCCACAGCAGCAGAGUAAUGAAGGUUGGUUUAAUGUGGACGAUGAGCACAACACUAAUGUAUAUGUAUCCGGUCUUCCCCUGGAUAUAACACCAGAACAGUUUAAAGAAAUGAUGACAAAAUAUGGCCUUGUAAUGAAUGAUCCCAGAACUCGCAAACCUAAAUUGAAACUUUACCUCGAUGAGAAUGGUCAACCGAAGGGUGAUGGAAGGUGUUGUUUUAUAAAGAAAGAAUCAGUUGAUUUGGUGCUGAAUCUACUCGAUGGUUCUGAAUAUAAUGGGCACACGAUUUCUGUGACACGAGCUCAGUUCUCAAUGAAGGGUGACUUUGAUCCAAGUAAGAAGAAAAAGAAAUUGUCAAACAAAGAGAAGAGAAGGUUAAAAGAGAGACAGGCAAAAUUAUUUGACUGGAGACCAGAUAAGCCUCGUGGUGCGAGAAUGAAACAUGAGAAAGUUGUUGUUCUCAAGAAUAUGUUUGAUCCUAAAACAUUUGAGGAGAAUCCAGUGCAGAUAAAUGUGUUAUCUAGAGAUAUAAGAGUUGAAUGUGGAAAGUAUGGUGAAGUUAAAAAAGUUGUUGUCUACGAUAGACAUCCAGAUGGAGUAGCGACAGUUCACUUUAAAGAGCCGGAGGAAGCCGAUAUGUGUAUAGAAUAUAUGCAUCAACGUUACUUUGGGCAGAGGAGAGUACUAGCAGCAACAUGGGAUGGUAAUACAAAAUACGAGAUUGAGGAGACAGAAGCUGAGAGAGAAGCUAGACUGAAAAAAUGGGAGAAUUUUCUUGAAUCUGGAGAAACUGAUAACAGUUCUGAUAAAUCAAAAAAUUCCAACAAAAAUAGCGGUAUUAGUGCAGUGACUUCAACAUCUGAAACUGAUGAUAAAACUGUCAGUAUAACUGAUGAUAAAGUUGGCAAUAAAAUUGAUGAUAAAGCUGGAAAUGAAACUAAUGAUGAAAGUGUGAAUAAAGCUGAUGAAUCAUCAACUGCAGCAGAAAAAACUGAAAAUGAUAAGACACCUGAAGCGGAUGAGGUUGAAGAACAGAAAGAUAUGAAUCCUGAUGAUGAAAGUCCAUCUGAAACAGAAACUGGGUAACACCAUAUAGACAUGUUAACGAGAAAAGAAUGAAAUGAAAGAAAGUUGGAAAAAAAUACAUGUAUCUGAAUAGUAAACAGAAACUGUAGUAGCAAAGUUUGAAUGAAAUUUGAAUGGUUUGAAUUGUUUUAAGUGUAACUCAAAAUACAUUUUUGGAAGAAUCAUGUUCAUAAAUAUUGAUGGUCAUCAAGUGAUCAUCAAAUGACCCUUGCAAAGGUAAAAGGACGUCGCCCUACUUAAAUCUAGUUGGUGAGAAUUUUAUUAGGGAAAGUUUGAUGCUGCUCACAUUGCAAUAUACAGGUUCAUUAAAAACAAAAACUCAUUAAAAAUUGACCAUAAAAGAUAUAAAUCUACUAUUAAGUACAGAUUUGAAUACUAUUUAGUAUCUCUACUAUAAUAUGUAGUUUUAGCUACGGGUAUAAUACAUUUGUUUUCAUUGAUUUUGACAUAUUUUGAUAAUUGUUAGGAUGUAAAAUAAAUUCAGCAGAUCAGAAAGUGCUAAGUAUGAGGCAUUUUGUUAAUCUUACGUUCGAUUGUGUCAGUUAUUUUACUCUUAACAUUGAAAAAAUCCUGAUAAAUAUAGCAUAAUCAUGGUUAUCCAGUCAAACAAGGUCAUUGAUCCAUUUGAAAGCAAAGCUUUGCUACUAAAUAUGGAACCUGGUCAGAAUGCAGAAUUUCCUCAAAUUUUGGAUCAAUGUUGACUUUUUAGGUGGAAAAAGAGAGCAAGAAAGUCUUUACAUAACUGACAUAUAACUAAAGUGAAUUUAAUUUGACGUAUAAAAAAACAUGUUCUUUUAAGUUGAUAUGGUUUAAAUUUUGAAAAUGCAAAGAAACAUUUGUCAUAUCAGAUGGUAGAGUUGAAAAGGUGAGCCCACAUACUUUAACCUCACCCUGUUGACAUUGUCUAAUAUACUUGCCAUGCUUGAAUUUAGAACUGCACAUUUAAAGUUUUAGGGAUGUCCGUCCCAAGAUCUGAAAUGAUGCAA
This is a messenger RNA of Ruditapes philippinarum (Manila clam), 2846 nucleotides long. Its product is annotated as HIV Tat-specific factor 1-like. The record is from RefSeq and is a predicted model, not a curated record. The transcript has 11 exons. Gene Ontology annotation, molecular function: RNA binding. Gene Ontology annotation, biological process: mRNA splicing, via spliceosome. Bases 142 to 1860 code for a protein of 572 amino acids. Gene Ontology annotation, cellular component: U2 snRNP; U2-type spliceosomal complex. NCBI's taxonomy places the organism in Eukaryota, Metazoa, Mollusca, Bivalvia, Venerida, Veneridae.